AUGGCGUCUGCGAAUGAUCCAGUCUUCCUGCGUCGGAACAACCAGGUUCAGGAUGCGAUUGACGGGCAGAAUCUGAAGCAGGCGCUUCAGUUGGUCGAAAAACGCAUGAAGAAAGGCGAGGACACAAGAUUCUUGAAAGCUUGGAAAGCGCAUAUCCUCUUUCUCCAUGCAGACGAUGCUCACAAGCAGCGUGGAAUUGCCGAGACCCUCGAGCUUUGUGCCGCCGAACCCCCUACCACCGACCUCGAAACCUUGGACAAGCUCUUCCGGACGCUGCAGAGGCUGGACGGGCAUAGUGCGACUAGAAGUAGUCUGUGGGAGAAGGCCUCCAAGGCAAAGCCACAAGAUCUGGAGAUUCAGCUAGAAUGGUUUACAACUUCGUUUGAAAGCAAUGACUGGAAGUCGGCGCAAAAGGCUGCAAUGAGCCUCCAGAAGAACUUCCCUAGGGAGCGGAAGUAUUACUUUUGGGCCAUCUUACUCACGCAUCUUCUCGCAACAGAUGCUGCCAGUUCUGACAUGGAGCGCAAGCUUUUUGGAACAUUGGGGUAUCGGAUGGUCUCAAAAGCAGCUGCCGACGUUCCUGCCAAUCCGGCCGAUCUGUUGAGCCACUCACGCGUAAUUCAGACUUCUGAGGAGCUAAGAUUGCUUAUCAAGAUUUUCGAGUCUCAGAACCAGCAUGCCGAAAUUGUCAAGAUUUUGGAUAGCGAAAACCUUGGUCUCAAAUCUCGGAUUAUCCGAAACGACAAGAGCUUCCUCAUCAGUAAAGCCACGGCCUUGGCGUCUGCUGGACUGUGGGACGAAGGCCUGGCUUUUGCGAAAGACCUUUACACUGUCUCCGAGGGUAUGAUCAAGAAGAAGCUUCGCGAGCUCGAUGAUUGGGGCAUCUGGAGUCUGUUGGUUGAAGCUAUACGGAACAUCAAAACUCCCGGAAUUGCCACUGAGACACAAAAAUUUGUCGAAGAGUUCAUCAAAGCCAAUCCUAAGUCCCGCAAUGCGGCUCUGGCCUUUAUUGACUUGUCCAUAUUCGGGAUGCAACGGGGAGAGAUGACCGCGGAUGAUGUUCUCUCAGCUUGCCAGAGAUACGCAGAUCAACACAAGCACAAGCUCUAUUUGUUUGGCGAUCUACGAAGAGCGUUAGCUGAUAACAGAACUGCCUUGUCGAAGAUUGCCGACUAUCUUUCAAUUGCUAAGGAUGAUGGCAAAGAUUUCAUUGUUCCGAUGAUCAACUCUCUCAAAAUUUCCUACUGUCUGAACAUCUCAGGUGCCGAGGACAGCUCUUCCAAGAACAAGGUUGAGGCAUUUGUUAGGCAGUGCCUGAACCUCUAUCAGUCUUGCAUCAACAAAGGAAGUCCGGAAAAGACCAAGGAGGAGGAAGCGGCUUCUGCCACUGAAAGCCAGCCUAGAGAUGAUCUGUGCAUUCUUGCUGCUAUGGCUCUUCUUCGUGCAAGUGAGACUGGUGAGAUCCAAGCGCGGGUUCCAGAUUCGGCUCUCAUUCGUGCCGCUAGCGUUUUGGAACGGCUUCUGCUCGAUUCGCCUCACAACUACCAGGCUCGUUUACUCUUGGUUCGCACCUAUCUUAUCCUUGGUGCCGGCUCUCUUGCAUUGAGCACAUUCAGCAAGCUUUCAGUCAAGCAGAUUCAAUUUGAGUCUGUUGCUCACAAUCUCUUUACCCGCCUCGCAACUAUUCACCCUCACUCUGCGCCGCCAGUCGAAGGCGCCGAGUACAAGGACUUUGACCCUCAAGCAGCAUUUAUUCAGGCCCUUAACUUCUACCGUACCUCCGAGGUAUCAACACUCAAGUUCCGCACUCGUUGCAUAGUUGAGGGAAGCUUUGUCAAUGCGGAAGAAAUGGUUCAGCUGCGGGAUCGCCUCAGGAACAGUAUCUGUCGCAAGAUGUUUGCGCUCGAAGUGCGACGCUCGCAGAGACUGGCGGGAGGAGACCCAUUGGCUCGCUAUGAUGAUAUAGCUCGCAAUGCCUCUCCUUCCACGGACAACCGAGAUUACGAUGUGUUUAUGAACUGUGAAGGCCUAGAGAAACCUUCAUUUGAGCAGAGAAUGCGCGUUGGACCGAUUCCCAAGGAAAACUGGAUGGUUUCUGCCCGGGUUACCGACCAACUGUUUUGCGUGCUGAAGGGCAUUACUUUGCAGAAGCCACUCACACUGGAACUGGAUGUCCAUGAACUCGAGACGUUGAGCAUCUCCGAGGCAGCAGGUGAUCAAACAGUCUCGGAGAAAGAGGCAGCCAAAAUUCAUUCAUCGCUACUAAAAGCUGCAGUCUUUAUGGCUGGGUCGAAAACCACCACCCCUGAACAAGCCGACAAGGCUCUCGUCGAAGUGGAGGAAUUUCUGAAAUUAAAGAAGAAGGAUCUGACGCUUGAUUCCACUGAUGUCUCGCCGAUCAUUUCCACUACCGCUUUCUACCUAUCCGAUCUGCCGACUGCGCCCACCUGGAGAUUUUUCCACGUUGUCUUCACGCUUCUGGAGACACUGAAUGCUCUUUCUCAACUCACUACGUUAGCUUCACGGAAGGGUUCUAAGGCCACCAAACUCCCCAAAGAGCGUGUUGACCGGCUCUCUACUCUGGUCGCUGAGAUCUUUGAUCUCGUCCGGGCUAACACCAAGGCGCUUAAGAAGCGCGUUUCCGCAUCUGGUGUGCUGAGUGGCCUGGUCGACCUUGUCGGCCAAGGCGACCCAACCAACAGCUACAACCAGGAACUCCAGCAAACACUGGAGGCCACCUUGGAUGGAUCUGCAGUCGAGGUAUUCUGCGGCUCUCUGAUGGAGAGCUGGGAAGACGCCCUGGAUGGAGUCAUAGGACCUGAAUGGGUGAUUAGCCCUAGCCCUAAUAACUCGCCUACCGCACACCGCGCCAAGACCCGCAAUUGUGCGGUUCCCGUUACUAGGCGGAUCUGCUCACUGGAUUCUUCAUUCCCUUUCUACGACAACCACCGCCAACCUCCCCAGUCACCAACCGUCGAGAUGGCCCAGGAACGCUCCGGAAUUGUGCUCGGCACCAACAGUGGCCACAAAACCACUGCCCUCAACACCCCCAAGAACAAGAUCAGCCGUACCAAGGGCCAAUCUUCCCGCCGCACUCAGUUCGUCCGCGACAUCACCCGUGAGGUCGUCGGUCUCGCCCCCUAUGAGCGCCGCAUCGUUGAGCUGUUGAGGAACGCCCAGGACAAGCGUGCCCGCAAGCUCGCUAAGAAGCGCCUCGGUACUUUCGGCCGUGGCAAGGCUAAGGUUGAGGACAUGCAGCGCGUCAUCGCUGAGUCCCGCCGUGUCCAGGGUCACUAA
Penicillium atrosanguineum is the source of this 3297-nucleotide messenger RNA. RefSeq names its product MATE efflux family protein. Gene Ontology annotation, biological process: translation; N-terminal peptidyl-methionine acetylation. The transcript is spliced from 11 exons. Gene Ontology annotation, molecular function: protein-N-terminal amino-acid acetyltransferase activity; structural constituent of ribosome. The record is from RefSeq and is a predicted model, not a curated record. Bases 1 to 3297 code for a protein of 1098 amino acids. Gene Ontology annotation, cellular component: ribosome; NatB complex; cytoplasm. Lineage: Eukaryota; Fungi; Ascomycota; Eurotiomycetes; Eurotiales; Aspergillaceae.